AUGGCACAAAUUUUAGAUGUAGAACAUUUAAAUGUAUUACCAUCUAAAGCCUAUUAUCUAAAGCUAGAGAAGGAUCCAAAUGAUUACUGUGCCCAUGAAGAUAAAUACGAAAGUGUAAAAUCUAAUUUAGAACGUCUUGUGCAUAUUAAGGAUGAAAUAAAAAAAAUUUUGAACUCAUUUUGUAAAUUAUCCUAUGGUACAUUAGAGAGGUCUGAAUGUGAAGAACGGUGCGAUCGACUUUACUAUUGGAUUGGGGAUAUGAUAGUUCAUAAGAUAAAUAAUGAUGAUGAGUUUAAUAAUAUUUUUAAAAAAUUACAAGAAGAACAAGCUAAAAUUGGUUCAUCUCAUAACUGUAAAUGUAAAUUUUUAAAGGAUAUUAAAAAAAAUGAUUUCAUAAGCAUGAAGGUAAUGUAUGAUUAUUCAAUAGAUCAUAGUCAAAUUAUAAGUAGUCUUAGGAAUAGUGGAAUUUUUUGUGAUAAGAGUUAUAUGAAUCAUAUUCAAAAAUCAGUUUAUAAAUAUAAGGAAAUAUAUGAUAUUUGCACAGAUGAUAAAAAAAAUACAUUUUGCGAUGAAUUUAAAAAAUUUUAUCCUGACCACAAAACUAACAGGCUACCGGAUUUAAAAUGUAAAUUAAAAGAUGAAUCAACAGAAUUAACUUUUUCACAUUAUAUUUCCAUUCCGCAUAUCCAGAUAAAAGAGACUGAUAUACCAACAACAGUUAAACACUUAUCAUUUUCAUCGUUUAAAACUUUUCUUAUUACAUUUUUAUCUAUAGCAUUUUUACUAAUUUGCAUUUUUUUGUGUACGGUAAUAAAAAAUAUUAUUUAUAUAUUUAUUACACCAAUGGGAGCGUGGAUACAUAAAUACGUAAUAAAAAUUAAUUCAAUAAGAAAUAUUUUAUAUGAUAUAACAGGGCAAGGAUUAAUGGAAAAUAAAUUUUACAUUAAUAAAAUUAACACAGAGAAUGAAGAAUUUAAAUUAUAUUAUUAUAAUUCAUGA
Messenger RNA from Plasmodium gonderi, 999 nucleotides. Its product is annotated as variable surface protein. The record is from RefSeq and is a predicted model, not a curated record. The transcript is spliced from 3 exons. Bases 1 to 999 code for a protein of 332 amino acids. NCBI's taxonomy places the organism in Eukaryota, Apicomplexa, Aconoidasida, Haemosporida, Plasmodiidae.